Rubroshorea leprosula is the source of this 1931-nucleotide messenger RNA. The record is from the annotation of a GenBank genome assembly. NCBI's taxonomy places the organism in Eukaryota, Viridiplantae, Streptophyta, Magnoliopsida, Malvales, Dipterocarpaceae.
CUCCUCCUUUUUCCUCUUUCCGUUAUAUUUCGCUUUCUUCGUCUCCCUCUCCGAUCUUCUUUAGGGUUUGUUUUGUGCAACUUCCGUGCUACAGAGCUUUCGGCAUCUUGAAUCUCGUCAGAACAGCUAUUCAGAGAUUGGUUCUUGUUUGUUUCAGCAAAGUUGUAUCGUCAACCAGAAAUUAAAGGUUCAUUCAACUCAUCAACCUCCGUGCUGUUUUUACCAUCCUUUCAAAGAAUCCUUGUGCAAAUAAUGUUUUAACCUGCCAUAGAUGCAGUGCUGCUUAGGAGAUGAGAAGUUUUCAGGAAGCCUGCGAUUGAUGGACUUGUCACCUCACGGUACUGAUAAAAAAACAUUGAAGAGGUGGUUUUUCAUAGACAAAAGGGUCGGCUAAAAGGAUUUGCAAGGUAGUACUUUGGUUGAUAAAGCUGUUGCUAAUUAAUAACGUAGUCAUAGUUCACUAUAUUAUAAGUCCUCUGAAACUGAUCUGGAGCUGAUGGAGUUGAAGUCUAAUCAUGCAUCUCCGGUUCUCACUGAUCCUACUCCACUAAACAAGUCAAGGUUAGUGAAUCGGCUGCCGUAUGCACAAUCAGGUGGAUCUUUCUCAUCUGGAAAGUGUGUCACAAUUUCAAGGAAGAAGCCGGGAAAGCUUGAUGAUGUGCUCCCCAAUGGUUGGCUGGAUGCCAUGAGAUCAUCAUCACCCCCUCGCAAAAAGUUUAUUAUCGACUGUAAUGUUGAUGUCCCCUCAGAUGACAGUGAUAAUGCUUACUGCUCCUGGAUGCUCAAUUACCCAUCUGCACUUAAAUCUUUUGAGCAAAUCGCAAGAAAUGCAAAGAGCAAGAAGAUAGCAAUUUUUCUAGAUUAUGAUGGUACUCUUUCUCCCAUAGUUGAUGAUCCAGAUCGUGCAUUUAUGUCCAAUGCUAUGCGUUCUACCGUAAGAAAUGUUUCCAAGUACUUCCCUACGGCAAUUAUUACUGGAAGAAGCCGUGAUAAGGUUUAUGAGUUGGUAGGACUAACCGAACUCUGCUAUGCCGGUAGUCAUGGGAUGGACAUCUUGAGUCCUGUGAGUGAUUCAGUUUCGGAUGACCACCCAAAUUGUAUUAAAUCUACUGACCAAGAGGGCAAGGUACUAAAUCUUUUCCAGCCUGCUAGAGAGUUCAUACCUAUGAUAGACGAGGUUUUUAGAACCCUUGUCGAGAAUACUAACGGAAUAAAAGGUGCAAAAGUAGAGAAUCACAAAUUUUGUGCCUCUGUACAUUACCGUAAUGUAGAUGAGAAGAGCUGGCCAACUAUUGCACAAUGUGUUCAUGAUAUUCUAAAAGACUACCCUCGUUUGCUACUAACCCAUGGUCGGAAGGUUUUAGAGAUCCGACCUGUGAUUGAUUGGAACAAGGGCAAGGCAGUCGAGUUUUUGCUUGAAUCUCUCGGGCUAAGUGAAAGUGAUGAUGUGCUGCCCAUCUAUAUUGGAGAUGACAAGAGUGAUGAGGAUGCAUUCAAGGUGUUGCGGGAAGGAAAUCGGGGUUAUGGAAUUUUGGUGUCUUCAGUUCCUAAAGAAAGCAGUGCACAUUACUCUCUAAAGGACACUUCAGAGGUGAAGAAAUUUCUCAAGGCAUUGGUAGGUUGGAAGAAGAAGCUUGAAGUAGGCAGGCGUAGCAUAUAAUUGCAAACACUCUGUUGAUAUCACCUCUGGGUUCAUAUUUCACAAGGAAUCCAGAUGAUCAAAGUGGCCACAUCAUUUCCAAUAUGAUCUGCAGUUUAAAUGUUUUAAAUAUUUUUUUUGCCAACAUUUUUAAUAAAUUAUAUAAUUCUUUUUUGUUUGGAUCUUGUAAAUCCUUUUUUUUUUUUUCUCGUAUUGAGAUCUGUUCAGCUCUCAUUGUUAUUUUAUUCUUACACUUUAUUUCCAGCCAAUGAAAUGAAAAUGAUCUCUUUUA